Molecule: messenger RNA, 4906 nt
Organism: Lepus europaeus (European hare)
Lineage: Eukaryota; Metazoa; Chordata; Mammalia; Lagomorpha; Leporidae
Gene: MARCHF8
Product: membrane associated ring-CH-type finger 8
Exons: 8
Coding region: 185-1882 (565 amino acids)
Biological process (GO): protein polyubiquitination; antigen processing and presentation of peptide antigen via MHC class II; immune response
Cellular component (GO): lysosome; late endosome membrane; cytoplasm
Molecular function (GO): ubiquitin protein ligase activity; MHC protein binding; zinc ion binding
Source: RefSeq, a predicted model, not a curated record
CCCGGCCGUGCGCUGCCACCAGGCUGCCGGGACACCGGCCUGACCCUAACGUCCGGGUGUGUGCGGCCGCCGGCGGGGGCCCGCGGGAUCGCUCGGGGGUCUGCAGCUUGAAGUCCAUGGCCCAAAAUGACGCUGCCAGUGGAGACUCUCUUCUUUGAAGAAGACCACCAGCUCGGAGGCUGGGAUGAGCAUGCCACUGCGCCCGUUCUCGGCCGUCCCCCAAGAUGUUGCCUCUGCUCGCAUCUGCAGAAGUAAGGCCAAAGACAAGGAGAGGGAUGAACCGCAUGAGAAGACUUUGGGACAUUCCAUGAGUCACUCAAGCAACAUUUCUAAGGCUGUGAGUCCUCCCUCGGCCUCGGCUCCAGUCUCCACCUUCUCUCGCACCUCUGUCACGCCAUCCACCCAGGACAUCUGCAGUUCCAGUGCAGUGUUUUCUGAGUGUUGUCACCACAGUCCCGUGCAGUCUGCUGUUGUCUUGAAAGCUCCUCCAUGCCAGAGUGCUCUCACCCAAGGGCUCACUGUGACAGUUAUCUGUAAAGACGCAGGACAGGCGCCGAAGCGAAACCCCUUUGGUUCGGAAUGGGUCCAGGCCUUGAAGCCUGCUAAGAACAGCAGAGCCAGACGAGCCCUGAAGUUCUCCAAGUCCCUGAACGAUGUCGGGGAGAAGGCCCAGGACGCGCUGGGGAGCUUUGGCUACGUGGAGAGGACAUGCUCCGAAGGCAAGCUGCCGCUCCCUCAAGACCCCUGUCUCCGGGUGAGCAGGUUCCACCUCAAGGACAAGCGAUCGCCCAGCCGCAGGCCUCGUGGCACCUCCAGGCGCUCUUGCCUUUCGUCCCUUUCGGCCUCUGAGGGGGACACCGGCAAGGGGGGCAUGCGCGCCCCGCUCCUGGAGCUACAGGCCGAUGGCCAGGCCGCGCCCCGCAGCCGCCGGCUGCUCCACUACCUGCUGUCACUGUCCCGUGGCUCCAGCGCCAGCAGCCUGCACAGGUUCCAGGAGCUGGAGAGUGGCGUGGCUCAGCCCCGCGCCACCAAGUCCUCCAGCGGGCUGGCCGGGAGCGCGGGCUUCUGCUCCGACGAAAUGGGGGACGAUGACGUCUUUGAGGACAGCGCAUCCGCCAAGCUGAGGGGCGGUGCCCCGCGGGCGCCCCUGUGCUCCGUGGAAAAGGACAGUGACCUGGACUGUCCUUCUCCCCUCUCUGAGAAGCGCCCCCCCACGUCUCCCGUGUCCACGUCUGGGGAUGCCUGCAGGAUCUGCCACUGUGAAGGCGACGGCGAGAGCCCGCUGAUCACCCCCUGCCGCUGCACGGGGAGCCUCCACUUCGUGCACCAGGCCUGCCUGCAGCAGUGGAUCAAGAGCUCGGACACGCGCUGCUGCGAGCUCUGCAAGUACGAGUUCAUCAUGGAGACGAAGCUGAAGCCUCUGCGGAAGUGGGAGAAGCUGCAGAUGACGCCCAGCGAGCGCAGGAAGAUCAUGUGCUCGGUGACGUUCCACGUCAUCGCCAUCACCUGUGUGGUCUGGUCCUUGUACGUCCUCAUUGACCGCACCACCGAGGAGAUCAAGCAGGGCCAGGUCACAGGAAUCCUCGAGUGGCCCUUUUGGACUAAAUUGGUGGUCGUGGCCAUCGGCUUCACCGGGGGACUUCUUUUUAUGUACGUUCAGUGCAAGGUGUACGUGCAAUUGUGGAAGAGACUCAAGGCUUACAACAGGGUGAUUUAUGUUCAGAACUGCCCAGAAACAAGCAAAAAGAGUAUUUUUGAAAAACCUGCACUAACAGAGCCUAGUUUUGACCAGAAAGAUGGACAAGGAACCUGUCACUCCGACACAAACUCUUCUUGUUGCACAGAGCCCGAAGACACUGGAGCAGAAGUCAUUCACGUCUGACUGUGGCCGAGGGGGGCGUCUCUGGGCAUCCCCGAAGAGCAGAAGGAGAUUGUUUACUGCCAAUGUGUACCUUUCCUACGUCCUUUAAUAGCAUAGACUGCUGGGCAGGUGGCCCUUUUCAGUGGCUUCUCUUUUUCGGAACCCUCCUCGAUGACCAUCCUGGGAGAGCCCUCCUGUGGGCCCGGCUGGGUCCCCUCUGCUGGGCUGCUCUGUGGGAAGGGAAGCUCAAGACCCCACGUAGCCAUCCUGGGUACCUGGCUGAGUUCAGUGGGGUCCGGAGCAGAGUGAGGGGGGCACGUGGCAACCCCGACGGCAGAGCCGGGGCACUGUGCCAGUCCCCAGGCAUAGCCGGCCCCUCUGGCAUUGGGUGUGCUGAACCUUGGAAGGAGGGCCCUGCUCCCACAGGAGAGCCAGGGGUGGGGGGAGGCACAGCCCCGCCAGACGCAAGCUCCCACUGGGUGCUCUGUGCCUGGUGGGGGGUGGUGUGCUAAGCAGACAGCACUUUACAAAAGAGAAUCUUUAUUUUGUGAUACACGUGUCCAGCGGGAUCAACACGUAAAAGAUAACAUUUAGAAACCUUCCCUGUGCUCCCCUUGUGUUCACUUCAUGUCCUCGGGGACCCACAACCCUUUUUGCCUUACACACGCUAAGACGUGGGGCACCUGCUCCAAGUCCCCGAGAGAGAGAGAGACGUGUUGCUUCACGGCAGGACACACGGGUCAGGCUUUCCCCGGGGGCCCUGCGUGCUAAGCAUUAAGCCCUGUGGCUCUGAGCCUGCUCUCUGAUGAGGGGUCCUCCUCUCCGAAGCCUGCCCCUGUACGUUUCAUUUGUUUCAGUCAACACCGAGAUCUAAGUGGAAGGGCAGAAAGUUAAUUGGAAGAGAAGUGAGUGUUGAGAAAGCGCUCCCUCACGGACACAUCCCCAGGAGGUGCUGGCCACACUGCAUGCGUCCAGCCUGGGCUGUGCGUGGUAGCUGCCCCUAGCACCCGCCUGCCUCCCAGUGUCUAUGUGAGGCGAGUCUGUGGCGUCAUGGCCGAGGGCCCAGGCAGCCUCUGGGAUGAGGGCAGGUGUCACCGCCCCCCAGCCCUAGGCCCACCCGUCCACACCCAUCGCCUUAACUGGACUGAACGUUAGGGGCCUGGGCCCUACCCUCGGUCCGUUCCCUCAGCAGGGAUUACCUCGCGUACUGUUUUUCAUGAAGCAACAAAACCAAAAGCAUUCCAUCAAAUGGCCUUCGUCCCUUGGAAAACUGGGCUUAAAAUUCUGUUUUAAAACCAGUCUCAUGGUGCCAGGCCAAGCAGUCAGCCCUAGGAGAGACCGGGACACUGUGGGGCUGGGGGCAGCCGCCGGCAUCUGCAGCACCUCCCAGGGUGCGGGGUGAGGGCCUGGGGGUCCCCCCAUCCCCUGCCCCAUGUGCUAUUAGAGGAAACCCAAAAAGCUUCCGAAGGCCAGGAGGAGGCGGAAGAGUGUCCGCGCUCUGGGCCAGGGCUUGUGGACCAGGCCUUGUCCUGCUGUCCCCUCCCCCAGCGUCUGGUCUGCCAUCCAGCAGCAGCUGACUGCCCCUCCCUGUCUCCCAGGUGACAUGGAGCCCACGCCCGUGUCCACUGUGCCCCCCAAAGUGCGACUUCCCAACGUCCCUUCUCACACUGGGGACCCCAGGCAGCUACAGACAUCGGGUCCAUCGGGAGCCAUUGGGCAGGCUCCCGGCUCAGCCCAGCCCACAGCCCUUAGGAACCAGUUUUGUCCCUUCUCCCCACCACCAAGUGAGGAUCGCAAUGGAUUUAUAAAUAUGUGAAUCCCCAUCCCUACCCCACCCCAACCCCCCAAAAAAAACCGUGGAACAGCUUGCGUUUAACUUGGAAAGCCCUGAGACAACUCUCCAGCAGGGGCACGUGCGCUUGGGUGGGGAGAGCGCCCAGGCAGCAGCCCCCAGCGACGGUGGGCACCCCCUCCAGCCGAGAUGCCUCCAGAGCCACGUUUCACUGCCAGGCCCAGCCAGAGGCUCUCGUGAAAGCCUCUCCCUAUAGCUCAGGAAGACCCAACCCACUUCUUCUCUGCCGUCCGAGUCCAGCGUCCCCUGCUGGCCACCUCCUUGUCUCACCCCUCACCUGACCGCUCCAUGGCGAGGGCCGCUGUGCUGCCCCCUGGUGGCGGCAGCAGGUCUGCCCGUGCUCCUUUGGAUCGCAAACCUCACCCUUGACGUGCCUUUUGAGGGGCUACGCGUCCCCCCCCCCCAUUUUUGCGUGUGGCUUUCAUGGGAGAAUGGCAUUUGGCUGCACCACGUAGAAACCUGGGAUGAGGGCUCAGGGCCAGGAGGACUGGUGCUUGAGGGCUGGGGGUGGCAGGGCAGAGGGGAGCCGUGUCGGCUGUCACCAUCCAACCCUGUCUGACCGAGGCUUCCGACACUGGCUUCUGUGCUCUGGUUCAUUGCCAGACUUCCUUGGAAACCUGUGAGCAUUUGCGCAGAUCUCUGAUGCCCCACCCCGCCCCCCCUUGCUCUUGCUCUACUGUCUCCAGCCAUAGAGGCGUGGUUUCCAGACGCAUGGGUGUGCCCCACCACCACAAGGCAGCUGAGCAGUUCCGGAGCCUGGGUACUGCUGGCAGGUGGGCUGCGGUGCUGGGGGACCCCCCUUGGGAUGGGCGGGCCUGGCUGGCUGCAAACACAUUUUGGAAGCUUUCCCUACCUUGAGCUGGCCUUGACAAUUCCAACUGCAGCCCAGGGAGAUGAGAGCGUUCAUCCGGGUUCGGAUCGUGCGCCUGACCAGUUCCACACGGCCGCACAAUGUUUCUAGAGUGCUGACACAGACCAAAUGUACACUGGGCAUGUGUGGUGUAGUUUCUAAAAUAGGCACUUCACAUUUGAGGUUUUUCUGAACUUUAAACUUCCUAGUAAUCUGAAUGUCUAGUUUUCUAUUCUGUGUGUGUCUGCUGUUUCUCCGCAUCACCUCUUGACUAAUUCUCUGUGCAGGGGCAGGGCUGUGUGUGCAACACACGGAGAUGUACAGCAAUAAAGCUCAUCUUUAA